CUAGUUUAUUUUUUUACUUAUGAUGUUAAAAUCGAUCUCUUGUUGUCCGCGCUUUUCGUUUCUCUCUUUAAUGGUUUUUAUUCCCGCAUGGUUUCUAUCCUAUCAUUGUCCAUUAGCAUCAUUUCACUUGCCGGAGCCACUAUUGUAAUGCUACGGAAAAUGCUUAAGGGGAGUGUCCGAAUAUGUAAUUGCGCUUCGCCUUCUAAUCAUACUGCCAUCAUAACAGGAGCAACUUCAGGUAUUGGCGAAGCAACUGCCGUUGAGCUUGCUAAACGUCACUGGAAGCUCAUACUAGGAUGCAGGGAUAUGCUUGCUGGAGAACUAAUAAAGAACAGGAUAGAACUAGAAACUGGGAAUAAAAACGUGUCUACUUUGAAACUCGACCUGGAAGACUUCGAAUCGGUUAAAUCUUUUGUUUCAUCGAUGCCAGAGGAUACUCUUGUGCAUUUAUUAAUAAAUAAUGCAGGUAUUAUGUCGACUCAACCAAGAUACAAUAACGCGCUAGACAAUAUUGAUGCGAAUAUGGCUGUCAACUUUUUUGGUCACUUUGUGCUUACAAUUAUGUUACAAAAUACUUUCAAGCGUACCUUUCAAAAAGAAAACAAAAAACCGCGCAUAGUUAUCGUCAGUUCUGCUCUAGCAAAGCAUGGACAGCUGAAUGGUGUCUCAAAACCCCUUUCAGCCGCUCCCGAAAAGGACUGGCAAGCGUCAACUAGCUACAAAAAUUCUAAGCUAGCUUGCUUACUAUUUGCUAGGGAACUUGAAAAACGGUGGAGUAGUGCAAAUUUGGAUAAUUUUGUGGAUGUAUAUUGUAUUGUCACUGGUGGAAUG
Protopolystoma xenopodis is the source of this 831-nucleotide messenger RNA. Lineage: Eukaryota; Metazoa; Platyhelminthes; Monogenea; Polystomatidea; Polystomatidae. The record is from the annotation of a GenBank genome assembly.